AUGCCGAGAACAGCAAUUGCUGGUAAUAAUCUUAUACAACGACUGGGGAAGCGUUCAAAAUACAUAAUAACAUAUAAUGAUUAUAUACCUAAAUCCCAGGGUGACGUUUUAGACUGCCCGCUAUGCCUCUCCACAUUCAACGCCUCCACCAUGGUGAGACUCGCCUGGUGUUCACACCGCUGCUGCGAGUCAUGCCUACGCCAGUACUUAGCUAUAGAAAUCUUCGAGGCCAGAGUUCCGGUCAACUGCCCCGUCUGUCACGAGAGCAUGCAUCCGUCUGUUGGGACUUGGGGCCCUGUGCUGCAGCCCAAAAAGCCCUUAUGUAGAUCCACCCCUGGCGUCACUAGAUUAUUUAUUAUUAAUAGCGUAAAUGAUCUCUAA
Messenger RNA from Pieris macdunnoughi, 381 nucleotides. The record is from the annotation of a GenBank genome assembly. NCBI's taxonomy places the organism in Eukaryota, Metazoa, Arthropoda, Insecta, Lepidoptera, Pieridae.